UCUGAGAGCUGAAGUCCACACAUCUUCAAGUUGCCAAGGUUGAGAAAUACUGCUUUAUUCCAUAGUUUAUCAAGAGUUAGGAUUAUCAUAAGCAUAACCAUAAAUACAAAUAUUUACUUCACAGGGAUACUCUGUACAUUUUAAUCUUAUGGGAUUGUACCACAGAUUAUGAAGCCAAGAAAGUAAUGCUCUGCAUUAUGGGGAAAGGAAGUUUGAACCCCCCGCCCCCAAUAAAUUGAGUGCCUCCCCUCCUCAGAAAGAAUCUCUUCAUUCAACACAAACCAAAGUGUCAUCAAAGGACCCUGCAGGAUAUUUACCUUUUGUGCAGCCUCAUGUUCUUGCUGAUUUCAGAGAAAGGACUGUUUGAUUCCCAUCUGGGCUUAACGCUCCUUCCAUUAAGUAAACGAGAUUUCCUUUGAUGGCUUUCUUUUUUUUACAGAAGCAAACAUCGAGAAGCCUACCUGGGAGCUAUAGGUUAAAACAAAAAGGAGUCUGAAUUCCAUAUAGUGCUUUCUGAAUAAUCUUGUGCACAGAGCUGUUUGUGUGUGUGUGUGUGUAUUUAAAGCAGUAUUUCUCAACCUUGGUGACUUUGUGCUGGCUGGGGAAUUCUGGGAGUUGAAGUCCACGCAUCUUAAAGUCGCCAAGGUUGAGAAACACGGGUUUAAAGGUUUCAGAAGAAACCAUGAAAAUAUAGGGGCCUACAAAUAUAGGGACCAAUCUGAUCCUGUUGGGCCACUCGUCAUUCUAGCUCUAGUUGGACGUGAUUACGUGACUACUGGCCACCCUCCAAGAACCCCUGUGAGGGCCCUCCUCUGCCCUAAAGGGGCCAUGGACUGAGCGUGGAUCCCCUGCAUACCGACCUGUGCUCUGCGACAGAACCACAGCCCUUCUUCAAACGGGGGGAUGCGGUUUUGAGUAAGCCCUACAAUACCUUGGGAUGUUUUCCCAGGAGCAAAAACGGUAUGUCGGUAUUCAGCACAGCUGUCUAAUCUUCCCCUUGGCCUACAGCCUAUGUCUUCCUCCUGUCCCUCUGUCAGGAUUUCUGUACUUUCCUUUCCACAUCUCUUUAAGAAAGCCGGAACCUGUCUUCUGAAUUUGGGAAAGCUAAAAUAAAGGAAAGCAAGUCAAACGAUGGCGUGCAAAUUGAGCGAUGCACUUUGCGUCCUGGUGAGUUAAACAGCUAAAACUCUUGUCUUUUACGAUUCUGGAUCACGCCGUAAGUACAGCUGUGAAACUGCAGGAUUUUUGUAUCUUGCUUCCCCUCAAAAGACAUGCGUGCAGUGAAAAUGUAGGUCUUGGAAUUGGGCUGUGUCAGAUGUGAAAAACAGGUGAUAAAAAUACCCUCGUCACAUAAAUAACACUUAGGCAACGAGUUGUCCUAAGGGCAGUGACAUAAAGCUGGGCCUGCUUAUGGGGAUGAGUUAAAAAUAUGGGUGCCUGUAUAAUUGUGUGCAGGAGCUUCUUUGAAAUGCAAGCCACGGGAAUUAGUGCAUUCUUUGCUUUAAGGAAACACAGCUAGUUUAGAGCAGCUUGGAACCUCCGUACAGUUGAGUGGACUUAAGCAUCUAUUAAACUUGGUAACUAGAAAAUUGGCUGCUUUUUUGUUUACGUUGCUAUUUGGGAGCUGCUCUGAAGUUCACCCAAGUGUCAGUGACGGGGCAUUUUCACUUUAUGACCAAAGCCCUCUGCGAGCCACAAGGCUGCGAUUCCAUGAGAACAAAGGGGCGGUUCUCCUGCCCAUACUUGGCCUCUGCAUAUACUUUUGACUGUGUCUCAACCUCACCCACGUUGCACUAUGCGGUCAUAUAAACCUCUGGCUUUAAGCAUCAGGUACAUAAUGCCAAAUCUUGGGGAUGAACACACCGCCUUACCUUUAGGCACAUGGUUGUAAUUUGGAGCCAGCAGUUGGAAUAUUAACACCCAGGGCAAUUUUCGAAGAAUAGCCUGUGUCCAAGAAUUACAAAUUGUGGUCGGAAUAAUAUGCGAACAGAUCAUGAAGAACUCUGUGGCAGCACUUAUGGAUCUUUCUGUCUGAAUGGUGGGAUCUGUUACACCCUACCUACUGCUUCCAGUCCUUUUUGCAGGUGUGUUGACAACUAUACAGGGGCUCGUUGUGAAGCAAUUUUGCUCCCGAGCAUCAAGAACCACUCGAGAGGGGAACUGUUUGCAGCCGUGUUGGCGUCGGUCGUCGUUCUGAGUGUCCUGGUAGCGGGAGCAUUUUUUUUUCUUUGCAGGAAAGGCCAGAUUCCACGGACCAGUUCGCUGGAGCGUGGAGGUCACCUGAUUGAGGGAAACAGCAGCAACGCCUGCAAUAGUGAGUACUUCUCAGAAAUAACCGAAUAAAGAAAUCAAAAGAAGAAAUUAUGGACCAGCAACAAGAGAAGUGGAAACGCUGAAACCACGUUGGAGAAUAUGGAAUCUGUACCAGUGUUCCCAGAUACUCUGAAAGAAGAAGGUGUUGCUAAUGAUUUACAGGACCAAAUAUUUAAGCAUAAAUAUGCAUUGCUUAUGUUCUUACAAUUCCCAGACAAAGAAUGUCAGAGGUAUGUGAAGAUGCUGAAAGGGACAUUAGGAUCAACUAUAUCCACAGUAGUUAAAAUAGACAAAAUGCUUUUAAAGUUCUUCCAAACAUUAAUAGAUAGUACUGAAAUGUGGUUGGGUUCCUUCCAUCCAUUUUUAUUGAAGGUAAAGCUAGCUGUAUGUUUUAGUUCCAUGCCAUGGACUUUACAUGUCAGGAGCAAGCUUAGUGAACAAAAGAAGAGCAAUUUU
This is a messenger RNA of Candoia aspera, 2769 nucleotides long. It is a transcript of the gene NRG4, whose product is annotated as neuregulin 4. Bases 1981 to 2343 code for a protein of 120 amino acids. The transcript has 7 exons. The record is from RefSeq and is a predicted model, not a curated record. NCBI's taxonomy places the organism in Eukaryota, Metazoa, Chordata, Lepidosauria, Squamata, Candoiidae. Gene Ontology annotation, biological process: positive regulation of mitotic nuclear division; positive regulation of cell population proliferation; epidermal growth factor receptor signaling pathway.